This is a messenger RNA of Labeo rohita (rohu), 3552 nucleotides long. RefSeq names its product sushi domain containing 6 (gene susd6). The transcript has 7 exons. NCBI's taxonomy places the organism in Eukaryota, Metazoa, Chordata, Actinopteri, Cypriniformes, Cyprinidae. The coding region runs from base 291 to 1391 and encodes 366 amino acids. The record is from RefSeq and is a predicted model, not a curated record.
GUGAGAGCGAGGCCGCUGGUGGAGCUCGAAGCUCUUUCCUACAGUAGGGAGGUACUCCAAUCUGGCCCCGCUGGCUGCUCUCAACCUUCUCAAUAGUCGGAUGAUUAGAUCGCAGAGGGCCGUUACAAUCUCCGAAUACAUUCGAUCCCAACAUAAACCGCGUUCACAGUAACCCUGGGAUUUCCAUCCAUUCGACGCAGCUCCAUGGUGACCCGAUACUGAUUUUUAAAGAGGAGGGCAUUCACUGGUUCAGCCGGAGAGGACUCUUGCUGCACGAGCAGGGCUGAAAGAUGUGCAAUGGAAUGGUAGCGUGUGAGACAAGAGCCUCGCUCGCUCACAGGGUGGCCACCACAUCCCUGCUGCUCCUCCUCCUCAGCAUGUUCCCCACAGGCCAAGCUUCAGGUUGUCCCAGACCCUCAGUUGUGCCUCAUGGCCGUGGGAACCUGACGGAAACAAAUCGCGGCUCCUUCCCUGUUGGCACGCUGCUACAGUACAGCUGCGAUCCAGGAUACACGUUGGAUGGCUACAACAUCAUCACCUGCACCGUCUCAGGCCACUGGAACUCCGACCCUCCUCGCUGUAUCAAAAAUGAUGCUUAUUUCCCAACAGUUUGUCAACCACCAAGUGAGCCAGAGAACGGAGGGUAUAAUUGCCACCCAUCGCCAUGCCACAGACUGACCCAGGGUACCGUGAUUGAGUACUUCUGUGAUGAGGGUUACAUUUUGAAAGGAGGGUACCAAUUCCGAACCUGUGACAACGGAGAGUGGAAGUCGACCAUGCAGAUCAGCUGUCACCCUGUGCAGGGCGAGGAGCAGCAAUCCCCGCUGCCCAUGCCGGCUCUGUCUAUCGUGGCCUCCACUGCCAGCUCUGUGGCCCUAAUCUUGCUGCUGGUUGUGCUGUUUGUAUUGCUUCAGCCCAAACUCAAGUCCUUCCACCACAGCCGCAGCCGGGAGCAGGGUGUGUCAGGACAGCCUACCUCCAUCAUGGUGGAGGGCGUUCAGGUCUCGCUGCCCUCCUACGAGGAGGCGGUGUAUGGCGCAGGCGGCAGUUCUGUGCCCCCUCCUGAGUCCCGCGUUCAGAUCGUGCUGUCGGAGGGCCCUCAGGCCGAGGGUUUGAACGAACCUCUCGAACAGGCUCAGGCGGGUUACAGUUUUCCCUCCACCUCGACUGCUGCGUCCUCGUGUCACGCAGAGACUGUAUUGGUUCACCAGGUGCCCUCUUCCUCCUCUCCAUCCUCCUCAUCCUCUCCCUCCUGGGCUGCUGAGCAGCCUGGUGCCGCUGCGCCUCUCCACCGCAGGCAGAGCAGCGAGAGCAGCGAUCAGCACAGCUUGCUUUCAGUCACCUCUGCCGAAGACUAUGGGGAUGAUAUUCCAUUGCUAAAGGAAGCCUGAGUCUGUGUGCAGUCUCCCCUCUCUCUGUCAUCGCUGGCCAGGACUGUAACCCCUAAAGCUUCUCACCAAACACGUACCCCACAGCCACCCGUCAGACCGCAGCAGUAAAUAAGAUCUGUCAGCUGUCCCUCUGCCAACAAAUCGCCCGCCCCUGGGCUUUACAAGCUGCGUGGCCCCCAUGGAGUCCGGCAGCUCUCUUCACAGCAAGGAACCUUUGCCCGGAUGACCCCUGAAAGGGAUGCGCAAACGCUCGAGUCUAACACGUCGCGCCUUUCCUCGCAGGUGCGCUAAUAAUCAGUUGCACUCACAGGCUUACCUCGUCACGGCGAGGAUUCACUAAUUACAAACGAAUGCAUUCAGAUUACGCCGUGGACCUCUGCUCCGUCAAUGACUGUGACCUCUUGCGAAGGGGAGAGUUCAGCAAGGAUUUGCUAAGCCAGGCUCUUUUCUCUUUGAUGCUGCAUGUUCUGUGCAAUUUCUUUUCUCUGUUUCGUUCCACGCGCGUACACACAGGAGCACGGCACGAUCGACGCAUGAGACGCAUAGAACCAUCUCCACACUCGUCCCCUUGUGCGAGACGCAGGGUUGAACUGAUUUACAUUGUACUGUAUUCAGAUACAUGCUUGCCUUUUUAUUUGUCAAGAAGUACCUGUGCUGUGCUCUGCGUGUGUGUGUGUGUGUGCGUUUCUAAUGCCUGUGUGACUGUGGCUGUUGUGAUUCAAAGAGGGCUGAUGUAUCAUCUAGGCUUCUUUUCCCCAAAAUAUCCCCAAAAUACCUCCAUUUUCUAAUUGAGACGUUAUUUAACUAGAAUGGAUGUUCCUUGUCUACAUGUCUGUUUGUCCAAAGUGAGGGAGAUAUACUUCGUGUUAAGUCUCAUUGAGAGAAAUAACUAUUUCGUCUUUUAAAAGCAAGUAUAUCUCUCUCAUGUUUAUGUGUUGCACGCACAAGUAAAAAAAGGUUUAUUUUUAAUUUAAUUUUUUUUUAAUCACGUGUAUGUUCUUUUUCCAAGAAGACAUUUAUGGGUGUGGACUAAGUUCAUUAUUGGGCGUUACACCUUGUGAGCUUUAACUCUGACUUAUAAUAUUUGGAUUUAAGCAAGUUAAAUUCACUUUUAAUUAAUGAAAAUGAAUAAACCGCAAAUAUUGCAUUGAAUGUUUUGCAAAGCAAAGGAUAGGCGCUGCUUUAUUAAGUUUCAUUAAUAAAUUAUUUUAGCCAUGUGCUAUUAAAAUGGUAUUUGUAAAGAGAAUGAAUCAGAGAUCUUAAAUAGGUUGUGCAUUGUAUUAAUGCACUGUGUAGACUAUAUAUAAACUAGCUCCAGAUGGCUUUGUUCUUCACCCAUAAUGUUUUUUUUGGCAAAUUGACAUUUAAAAAUGAAAACCAAUGAAUCGUUUUGAGUUUGCGUUUUACAUCCUUGCCCAUUGCCGCCUCGUGUAUAUUCCCUGUGGUUGAUUCAAAUUCUGAUGUUUUAUCAUCAUGCAUUAAAUAUAUAUAUAUAUUUUUGUGUGUCUGACUUUGGAGAGAGAGGGCAGUUUGCCUAUCUGCACAUCCUCAGUUUUGUGUUCCUGGCUUUGUAAAUUAAUUUACUUUUUUUUUUUUUCAUGCGAACUGAAGGCAAAAUAUUACUGCUGCCUUAAAACUUGUACAUUUCAUACAUUUCUCACUUUGUAAUCAUGUGUUUCUUCCAUCUCACUGGCUUUAUGGUAAUUUGUCUUCAGUUUCCUUAUGGCCUUACGUUUUCUUUUCUAUGCAUAAACAUUGUCUUGUUGAUUUUCAGACGUAGGGUUUGGAGGAUGUGACAAAAAAGAUUGUCCACCCGUACUUCCUCAGAAGCGUUUUGUUUUUGUCAGUGAACGUGAAAUAUGAACUUUUCAAACUUUUAUCAGUUUCAAAGGAUGUUUUUAAGUUUAAAAAAAGAAAGGACGCAAGUAAAAAAGGUUAUCUAGGAUGUGUGUGAAACACUGUUGUACGGUGUUUUUCUGCAAAUGUAAUUUAAGUUGACUCAUCCACCCAGCUCCCCCAUCCCCAUUACACUUCUUUUGGUUUUCCUCUGUACAUUGCUGUGGGUGUGAAGAUAGUAUUUUAAUAUUUGUAUAAAGUUUAAUUUAAUUCUACAGUGUGUAUAUAACUAUUUCUAAUUAAAGCUUUCAUUUGAAGUGCUCAA